GUGCACCCCCUUUCCCGCGCAAUCCCUGGUACACCCCCCGCUGUGCUCUCCGUGCACCCCCUUUCCCGUGCAAUCCCUGGUACACCCCCCGCUGUGCUCUCCGUGCACCCCCUUUCCCGCGCAUCCCCGCCACGCUCUCCGCGCACCCUCUGCGCGCCUCCCCAGUGCGUUCUCCAGGCACGCUCCCCCCGUCCAUCCCCGCUGCGCGCUCCGCACACUCCGGCCAUGAAUGGCUCAGCGACGGGCUCCGAGGCGGGCUGGCAGCCCGAGUCGGUGAUCAUCCCGCUGGUGUACCUCAUCAUCUUCCUCGUGGGCACGGUGGGCAACUGCCUGGUCCUGGCCGUGCUGCUGCGCAACGGGCAGGCGAAGAACACCACCAACCUCUUCAUCCUCAACCUGGGGGUGGCCGACCUCUGCUUCAUCCUCUUCUGCGUCCCCUUCCAAGCCACCAUCUACACCCUGGAGGGCUGGGUGUUUGGGCCCUUCAUGUGCAAGGCCGUCCACUUCUUCAUCUACCUCACCAUGUACGCCAGCAGCUUCACCCUGGCCACUGUCUCCCUCGACAGGUAUUUGGCCAUACGAUACCCCCUGCACUCAAGGGAGCUGAGGACACCCAGGAACGCCCUCAUGGCCAUCUGCUUCAUCUGGGGUCUUUCCUUCAUCUUUUCGGGACCUUACCUCAGCUACUACCAGGAGUUCCGGUUGGCCAACCUGACCGUCUGCCACCCCAUCUGGGAGAUCUCCCAACGCAAGGUCAUGGACAUCUGCACCUUCAUCUUCAGCUACAUCAUCCCAGUGCUGAUCCUGAGCCUCACUUAUGUGCGGACUAUUCACUACCUGUGGAGGUCUGUGGACCCUCUCCAAGACAUGUCAGAGUCCAAGAAGGCCAAGCGGAAGGUCACCAGGAUGAUCAUCAUUGUAGCCGUCUUGUUCUGCCUCUGUUGGCUGCCCCAUCACCUGGUCAUCCUCUGUGUCUGGUUCGGGUACUUCCCUCUCAAUCACGCUACAUACGUGCUCCGCAUCCUCUCACAUCUCAUCUCCUAUGCCAACUCCUGUGUGAACCCCAUUGUCUACGCCCUGGUCUCCAAACACUUCCGCAAGGGCUUCAAGAAGAUCUUCAUCUGCCUCUUGCACAAGAAGGCAGCCAACAAGGUGCACGUGGCCCAAGUGACGAACACCGUCAGCACGCUGGAGGCAGAGCUCAGCGAGGUGACCCACAUCAGCGAAGCCCUGCCUGGCCGCUCAUCCCUACGCUGCAAGGUUCCAGCCCAGCCCUGGGGGAAGGCAGAGCCGGUGGAACAUCAGCAGAAAGCGGAUGGCUCCUUCAUCACCUUCAACAUCACCUAG
This is a messenger RNA of Grus americana (Whooping crane), 1347 nucleotides long. It is a transcript of the gene GALR2, whose product is annotated as galanin receptor 2. Gene Ontology annotation, biological process: G protein-coupled receptor signaling pathway. NCBI's taxonomy places the organism in Eukaryota, Metazoa, Chordata, Aves, Gruiformes, Gruidae. The record is from RefSeq and is a predicted model, not a curated record. Gene Ontology annotation, cellular component: membrane. The coding region runs from base 226 to 1347 and encodes 373 amino acids. Gene Ontology annotation, molecular function: G protein-coupled receptor activity. The transcript has 2 exons.